GAAAAGGUAUAUAAAGACUGUUCCGAUAUUGUGAAAAGAGACCCAAGCAAGAAAGGACAAAAUGGGGUGUAUGUUAUUUAUCCAGACACCGGCCGGAGAGAGGUCUUCUGUGACAUGACGACAGAUGGAGGAGGGUGGACGAUCAUUCAGAAACGCCUGGAUGGUGAAGUUGAUUUUUAUCGGACGUGGAUAGAGUAUAAAAAUGGAUUUGGGAAUGCCUCUAAAAAUUAUUGGAUAGGAAACGAUGCGAUUCAUGCUUUAACUAAAAAUGGGAACCAGACACUUCGGAUUGAGCUUCAGCGUUUUAAUGGUGAAAAGGCUUUUGCUCAAUAUUCCACGUUUUCCCUCGGAAGUGAGGACACUUUCUAUAAACUUAAUGUGUCUGGAUAUUCCGGAACAGCGGGUAACAGUUUGGCUUAUCACAAUAACAAAAGAUUUGCUACUAAGGACAGUGAAGUCGUCUAUUCUGGACGAUAUUGUGCAAGGGGGCGUCAUGGUGCUUGGUGGUACUAUACUUGUAGUUACUCAAAUCUAAACGGAAAAUACGGAGACGUUGGAGAAAAGGGAACAGAAUACAUGGUAUGGCAUCACUGGACAGGAGGCGAAUCACUUAAAGAGUCAACAAUGAUGAUCAGAGAAACUCAAUAAUCCAUCUAUCUUACAUCUCUAUUACAUUGUAAUAGCUUUCCGCUGUACAUGUCUUAUUUAU
This is a messenger RNA of Saccostrea cuccullata (small rock oyster), 709 nucleotides long. Its product is annotated as ficolin-1-like. The coding region runs from base 115 to 648 and encodes 177 amino acids. Lineage: Eukaryota; Metazoa; Mollusca; Bivalvia; Ostreida; Ostreidae. The transcript has 4 exons. The record is from RefSeq and is a predicted model, not a curated record.